Messenger RNA from Acipenser ruthenus (sterlet), 640 nucleotides. Its product is annotated as NADH dehydrogenase [ubiquinone] 1 subunit C2. The coding region runs from base 150 to 482 and encodes 110 amino acids. Lineage: Eukaryota; Metazoa; Chordata; Actinopteri; Acipenseriformes; Acipenseridae. The transcript has 3 exons. The record is from RefSeq and is a predicted model, not a curated record. Gene Ontology annotation, cellular component: mitochondrial inner membrane. Gene Ontology annotation, biological process: mitochondrial electron transport, NADH to ubiquinone.
UUUCUUCGACGGAAGUAGUAUACAUUUCCGUCCGCCUAGUUGUCCUUGGUUUCCUCUCGGUUGAGGUGACAGUAGUUGGGGGUUGUUGUUAAUUUAAUAUUUUUGUCAGCAGUUGUUGGGUAGGGGGGUAUUUUUCUCAGGUAGCAACCAUGGAGCUGCUGCCGGUCGAAGCCAAGGGUCUUCCUCCCCCAGACAUCCUGAAUAGAAAUUCUGCGUGGUUCGGACUGGUCGGCUGGUUCUCUGCAAUGCUGCACAACGGACUGAACCGCAGGCCAGCACUCAGAUCCGGUGUGCACCGUCAACUGCUGUUGGUAAGCAUUGGCUGGUUUCUAGGGUACCACAUUACCAAAUACGAGAAUUAUACAUACGCCAGACUAGAUCGAGAUAUGAGGGAGUACAUCCGACUGCAUCCAGACGAGUUUCAGGAGAAAGAUAAAAGGACCUACGCAGAAGUUUUGGAGAAAUUCACUCCCAUUCGCUGAUUCAGUAUUGUUGACCUCAAAUGGGAGAAAUUUUAUUUGAAGCUUGGUAGGGAGAUGUUAUCUGCUGUAAAGGGUAAUUUGUGAGAAAUGCUUGGACAGAUACGUACAAAACAUUAAACACGUGUAUAUGAUAAAUUAAACUUCUUUUUUUUUUCUCA